AUGGCCAGCGGGCCAGUUGCUGGCGCAGGCGUGGCAGAGCACGAGCCGCUGGCGCUCUUUCUGCACCCCGGGUCGGCGGCGGCGCUCGCUGCCACGCUGCGAGGCGCCCUGGAGGCCGCCAGCAGCGGCGGCGGCAACGGCAACAGCGGCCUUGCCGUCGCUGAGGCCGCCGGGCUGCUUUUUGCCGCUGCCAUGGCGCCACCCGGUGGACAGCGCACCCAGUGGUGCCGCGAGGCGGUCGCAGCGGGGCUGCUGUCGCUGCUGCUGCGCGCGGCGGUUCAGAUCUCCACCAAGCCGAACGACCCCGCUAACGCAGCAAGGGCGGCCGCCGCCGUUUGCCUCAUGGCGUACACGGCCGGUGAUGCGCGCUUGGAUCUUGACACGCAGCAUGUCAGGCACGAUUUGGUGACGGGGGGCGAGCCCCUGUCAGAAAUCAGGGCCAGGGCGCUGGAGGCGCUGGUGGCGUUGACCGGCGGCGGCUGCACGGAUGCGGCAAUGCAGGCGGUGGCGGGCGCCAUACACACCUGCCAAGAUUUGAGCAGCGCCGCAGCCGACCUGGCCGCGCAUCCCGGGGCCGCGACCGCCCUUGUGGGCGCCCUCCUGCGCUGCGCGGCUGCGGCGUGGGCGGCGGGCCCGAGCGGGGUCCACAGCAGCGAGCGCUUCGUUGCCGCGGCGCGCACGACUUUGCAGCUGCUGUCAGUGAUGGCGUCGGCUGUUGAUGAGCCGCAUGUGGAGGCGGCCGAGGCGAUGCAGCGGCAGCAGCGCCGGCUUCCAGACGAGGCAGCGCGUUGCGCGCGUGACGGCAUCCAGGCCAUACUCGCAGAGGCAGAGGCUGCGCUGCUGCGGCUGUGUGCAGCCGGGGGUCGAGGUGGGGCGCUGGCGGAUGACGCGGCAGCUGCCUUGGGCUUCCUGCGGCGCCGUGAGCCGCCGCCGCCGCUGCCGGGGCCCGCGCCCCUGCUGUUGGCUGACGUUCGGCGCUGCCUGGUGUGCGGCAGGGGCCGUGGCGGCGGGGUGACGCUCAGGCGCUGCAGCGGCUGCAGGGCGGAGGGCGUGUUCUACUGCUCCGUGGAGUGGUGA
Molecule: messenger RNA, 1077 nt
Organism: Monoraphidium neglectum
Lineage: Eukaryota; Viridiplantae; Chlorophyta; Chlorophyceae; Sphaeropleales; Selenastraceae
Exons: 1
Coding region: 1-1077 (358 amino acids)
Source: RefSeq, a predicted model, not a curated record